CAGCUGCGGGGACAAGAUGGAGGUGAAAGACGCAAAUGCUGCAUUGCUAAGUAACUUUGAGGUGUACCAGUUACUUACUGAUCUUAAGCAGCAGCGCAAAGAGAGUGGAAAGAACAAGCAGAGCUCUGGCCAGCAGAACCUCAACACAAUCAUGUAUGAAACGCUGAAGUACAUUUCAAAAACACCAUGCAGAUAUCAGAGUCCUGAGACUGUAAGAGAUUUCCUGACGACAAUGAAAGGCCAUAAGCUAACCAAGGCAGAAAAGCUGCAGUUGCUUAACCACAGGCCCGUAACAGCAGUUGAAAUACAGCUGAUGGUAGAAGAAAGCGAAGAAAGACUAACAGAAGAGCAGAUCGAAUCGCUUCUCCAGACAGUCACCAGCAUUCUGCCAGGGGAUCCGGAAGAGCAGCGGAGGGAAUCACCGAUGGCUACUGAAGACAAAGGUGACCAAGAAUAGAAAGAGUCUAGAGAAACCUGGUCCUGUCUUCGGCAGAAGAAGCUCAGUUAACUUAUAUUCUGUUAUUUGAUGCAGUUUAAUCUUGUACUGGACAUUAUGGUACAAUACGUUACAAUUCUUCUUGCUCAGAAGUGAUCAGAGAAACAAUUGUUGACAAAACAUGGAAAAGGAGGCUCUUGCUUCAGCAUUUUGUGAAGAAGGAGAAUGAUAGUAAUUUGGUUAGUAACAUAGCAGCCUGAGAAAUUAUGGGGCACAGAGUCUGAAGCUGAGGCCUUUUUUUCCAUCCCCCAUAUAACAGCUGUAGAUUUCAGUAGACUUGCAUACAGCUGGCAGUGUUUAAAUUAUCACAGUAGUACUGUAAUUAUAAUUGCUUUCAUAUGCUUUUGAAUUGCCCAACUGUUUUUCAGAAUGCAGUUUACAAUAUAAAGCCAGUUUUUGGAGCUCUUUGUGAAAGGAGCUGCUUUCAGCCAUUGUACAUUGGAUAAUGUACAAGAACUGCUAUCUGUUCAGACAAGUUCAAGUCAGCUGAUGGAGUCAUGGAAAAGAGAGAUCUACGUAUGAGGUAACUGUUCUCAAGGAUACCUGACAAUCUAUAAGUGAUAAAAGAUAGGUCUGAAUCAUCAGCUAAAUCAACAUAUUGCCACUGAGGUGCUUUGAAUUAGACCAGUUCACCCCUUGAGCAUCUAAACUGUAAUGUUAAGCCUCUUAGUCAUACAAACAAAAGAACAUUUAAAAAUGAGAUGUGUAUUUUCCCUUUGAUUUUUUUUCUGCCUUUUCAAUAUUUAGAUAUAGAUGAGUCACAGUCAGUCUUUCAUUCCACUUGAACAGUACUGUCCACCAUCGAAUAAGAAAAUAAGUCAAUAGUUAAGUGAAACCUCAUCUGGUUUAGGAAAAACAAGGUUCAGUCCUGGCUGAAGCAGAACUUUCAGGAAGAUUUCAGGUUAAGUAUAUAAUGUUGAAAGCAUUUUUUGAUUAUGAUAAAUCUUGUUUUUAUACACAUCUGUGUGCACACAGUCAUAUGUUAAAUGGCUCUGGUUUUCUACUGUAACUGUGCAAUUGUAUUGGAAUUAGAAAUAAAGUUGGAAAUACAUCCUGGGAAUUUUAUGACUUAUAGGCAAGAUAUAAGAGCUUGAAUCAGAAUAUCUGACUACAGA
Molecule: messenger RNA, 1611 nt
Organism: Nothoprocta perdicaria
Lineage: Eukaryota; Metazoa; Chordata; Aves; Tinamiformes; Tinamidae
Gene: CRCP
Product: CGRP receptor component
Exons: 6
Coding region: 17-457 (146 amino acids)
Biological process (GO): transcription initiation at RNA polymerase III promoter
Cellular component (GO): RNA polymerase III complex
Molecular function (GO): nucleotide binding
Source: RefSeq, a predicted model, not a curated record